GAAUCCCAACAAAAGAACCACCGCCACGACCCAAGGGAAAUUGUCCUCCAAGGAGCCACUAUUUCCCUUUGGCACAAUGCACCCAGGAGCUGUCCUCCAGAUGAGAUAAGAUUCCCAUCCUUUGUCCGCUAGAUUAGUGGUGAACCUUGUGGCUUUGUGACUUUGUUGGGAGUUGCGGUUCUAGGUCUUCUGUGUAUGUUUGUAUGGUUGUAUAUACUAUUUGGGCUAUGGGUUUGGAGACUAUGGGGAGGAGGUGGUUUAAAUCCUGUCAUGGUGUCAUGUCCUUAUUUCUUCUUCCAAUUUUUUGGUUCUUCAUUGUUAUGCGAACUAAGGUUUUCUUUAGCUGGCAUUUAUUAUCUUCUGAUUCUUCUGAUUCUUCCUAUUCUGCUUCGGUUCCCUCGUUCAGUGAGGAUCUAAAAUAUCUAAAGUACUGAUCUGUUAACAAAACUUGUCAUUGCAAUGCCGGUACGUCAUUAUCGCGAAUGGGGUGAAGCGAAGGCGGAGAAUGGCACGUGGGAUACAAUAAAGAAUUGAGGGAAGAAAGGCGAUCAAGGGAUAAAGCAGACGCCCAUGUGGAAUGGAGCCAGUGGGGAGGCUCAUUGUGUGGUGGCUGGCGUGCAUCGUGAAAUCGGUUUCUGGGGCGUGCUGCUACUUACGCUAGGAUGGAGGUAUUGAUUUGUCGACGGGUGGGUGCUGAGGUGGAUGUAUGCCCUCGAUGCAGGAAAAAAAAA
Molecule: messenger RNA, 731 nt
Organism: Aspergillus alliaceus
Lineage: Eukaryota; Fungi; Ascomycota; Eurotiomycetes; Eurotiales; Aspergillaceae
Exons: 2
Coding region: 204-434 (76 amino acids)
Source: RefSeq, a predicted model, not a curated record